Messenger RNA from Arxiozyma heterogenica, 201 nucleotides. RefSeq names its product Ysy6p (gene YSY6). Gene Ontology annotation, cellular component: endoplasmic reticulum. Bases 1 to 201 code for a protein of 66 amino acids. NCBI's taxonomy places the organism in Eukaryota, Fungi, Ascomycota, Saccharomycetes, Saccharomycetales, Saccharomycetaceae. The transcript has a single exon. The record is from RefSeq and is a predicted model, not a curated record.
AUGGCUGUUCAAACACCAAAACAAAGGAUUGCAAAUGAGAGAUUUAAUAAGAAUAUUGAAAAAACAAGAAAAUAUGGUAAAAAGAAGCCAGAUAAAAAAAAUCAAAAAAAUGCAUUACCAAUUUCUAAAUAUUGGGUUUUUGCAUUGUUAUUUUUAUUAGUAGGUGGUGGUGUUUUGGAGUUAAUUAGUCUUAUAUUCUAA